UAGCACGAGUAGUUCCUGUGCCUCAGAUACACUCACACAGGGGGACAGGACAUAUGAAUGGCACCGUCCAGACUGCCCUGCUGCCCACUCAACUGACACAUCUACAGGUUUAACAAGCUUUUGGACAGAACCAGCUCUCUUGGAUUGUUUUUUUUUUUUUAUUCUUACAAAACUGGAGACAAGAAAAAAGCCAAAGAGCAAAAGAGGGGGAAAAAAACAUGGAGCCGCUCAGCAGAGAAAGUUGAUAGACUUUUGCCGGACAGCAGACGCCGCUCCUUCAGUUUCGGAAAGGAGUUGGGAUAAAAAGGGAUUUACAGUAACUGAAAGUAAAGAGGUGAAGAUAUCCUGUGUAUUUUAACACCUUGGCUUGGUGUUUCUUUCUUUUGUCGGUUUUUAUCUUAUGAUUGAACUUUUCUACUGUUGGACACAUGUAGAGGGGGAGCGUUUAACGGGCGUUUGAUUUGAACCAGAAACAACACUUUCCAGCAAGACGCAAAGGAAAGCAAAUGAAAAUGUUGGAGAUAUGCCUGAAAUUGGUGGGUUGUAAAUCUAAGAAAGGCCUCUCGUCCUCCUCCAGCUGUUACUUGGAAGAAGCUCUCCAGAGACCAGACUUUGAGAGUCAGGGUCUGACAGAAGCGGCUCGCUGGAACUCCAAAGAGAACCUGUUGGCUGGACCCAGUGAGAAUGACCCCAACCUGUUCGUCGCACUCUAUGAUUUUGUCGCAAGCGGUGACAACACACUCAGCAUUACUAAAGGAGAGAAGCUGCGUGUGCUGGGUUACAACCACAACGGCGAAUGGUGCGAGGCACAGACCAAGAAUGGCCAGGGUUGGGUGCCGUCCAACUACAUCACCCCUGUCAACAGCCUUGAGAAGCACAGCUGGUACCAUGGGCCCGUGUCACGCAACGCCGCAGAGUACCUGCUCAGCUCGGGCAUCAACGGAAGUUUUCUGGUCCGUGAGAGUGAGAGUAGCCCCGGCCAGAGGUCCAUCUCUCUGCGGUACGAAGGGAGAGUCUACCAUUACAGGAUUAACACUGCAUCUGACGGCAAGAAUCUCUUUCUCCUGCAGCUGUACGUCUCGUCUGAAAGCCGUUUCAACACACUGGCAGAACUGGUGCACCACCAUUCCACGGUGGCUGACGGCCUCAUCACCACGCUGCACUACCCGGCGCCCAAACGCAACAAGCCCACCAUCUACGGCGUUUCUCCCAACUAUGACAAGUGGGAGAUGGAGCGCACUGACAUUACCAUGAAGCACAAGCUGGGAGGGGGUCAGUACGGGGAGGUGUACGAGGGUGUUUGGAAGAAGUACAACCUCACUGUGGCUGUCAAGACACUCAAGGAGGAUACCAUGGAGGUGGAGGAGUUCCUUAAGGAAGCUGCUGUCAUGAAAGAGAUCAAACACCCCAACCUAGUACAACUCUUAGGUGUGUGCACACGGGAGCCACCGUUCUACAUAAUCACAGAGUUUAUGACCCACGGGAAUCUACUAGACUACCUGAGAGAGUGUAACAGAGAGGAGGUCAAUGCAGUGGUGCUGCUCCACAUGGCCACACAGAUCUCCUCUGCCAUGGAGUACCUGGAGAAAAAAAACUUUAUCCACAGGGACUUAGCUGCUCGAAACUGUCUGGUCGGGGAGAAUCACUUGGUGAAGGUUGCAGACUUCGGCCUGAGCAGGUUAAUGACUGGAGACACCUACACAGCUCAUGCUGGGGCUAAAUUCCCCAUAAAAUGGACUGCUCCAGAGAGUUUGGCCUACAACAAAUUUUCUAUUAAGUCUGAUGUCUGGGCAUUUGGCGUUCUGCUGUGGGAGAUCGCCACCUACGGGAUGUCCCCCUACCCCGGCAUUGACCUGUCCCAGGUGUACGAGCUGCUGGAGAAAGACUACCGCAUGGACCGGCCUGAAGGCUGCCCUGAGAAGGUCUAUGAGCUCAUGAGGGCCUGUUGGAGGUGGAACCCUUCAGAACGUCCAUCUUUUGCUGAAACACAUCAAGCUUUUGAGACCAUGUUCCAAGAGUCCAGCAUCUCUGACGAAGUGGAAAAGGAACUGGGAAAGAAAGGGAAAAAGGCGACUUUAGGCCCCAUCCAGCAGGCUCCAGAGCUGCCAACCAAAACCAGAACACUCCGCAAAAACAUGGACAACCGAGAUGGAGACAGUCCAGACCUUGUGGAUCUCGAAGUAGCGGUUUCGUCACCCAUGCUCCCCAGGAAAGAGCGCCCCGUCCUGGACAGUAACCUGAAUGAGGAUGACCGCCUGCUACCCAAAGACAAGGACAAGACACGAGGCAGUGGCUUUUUGAGUCUCAUUAAGAAAAAGAAGAAGAAUGCUCCUGCCCCGCCCAAACGCAGCUCCUCUUUCAGAGAGAUGGACAUCCAUCCCGACAGGAGGGGCAUGACUCCAGAUCCUCGAGACAGUGAGAGCUUCAACAAUGGUGCAGCCGUUAACGAUGUCACACAUGGCCUGGACUGUGCCAAGUUCCUGAGUAUUAACAAUAAUGGGGCAGGGGGAAUCCCCAAUGGAGCUCCCACCUACCCAGGACCCUUGUUUCCGAGGAAGAAGGGAGCUCCUGCAGUGCCUGGUCCUGGAGGAAAAGCAGCAACGACACCACCCAGUGAGGAGGAGUCUAUGUCUAACUCAAAGCGCUUCCUCUGGUCCUCCAGCAUGCCCACAGGCUCUGAUGGCACUGAAUGGAAGUCUGUUACUCUGCCGCGAGACCUCGGCCAGAGACACUUUGACUCAGGCACCUUUGGGGGCAAACCAGCUCUACCACGCAAGAGAACAAGCGAGCAAAAAGGGGAGAACGCACCUCGAACAGGCACCUUGACUCCACCGCCUCGUCUGAACACCUCAUCAGAUGUGUCCUCUGCUUUCUUAGGCAAAGACUCUGAUCCCAGCCCUGGUUCAAGUCCCCAGGCGUUGACACCUAAGGUUGUAAGAAGACCAGGGCUGCCCGGGCUGCCCGGGCUGGAGAACGCCAGGACAAGUGCUCUCCAUGCUGAGCUCCUCAAGCCCAAUGUGUUCCCUGCUUUAGGUGCAGCAGGGGAUGAGUGCCGGGCCCGCAGAAACAAGCACUCUGCGGACUCCUCAUCCAUCAGGGAAAGAGGGAAAAUUCAGAAACCCAAACCAGCUCCACCUCCACCACCCACUAAUGCCAAAACAGGCAAGAUUUCCCGCAGUCCCACUAUAGAUCCCCCUUCCCCUUCAUCCACCACCUCGGACUUCAAAACAAACCCCACAACCACUGCGAAUGACCAAGCCCGCUCCCCCCUCAGUGAGGGCUCCAAGAAGCUGCCCCUGGGCUGCUCUUCUAAACUUCAACCGUUAAAGACCUCCAACUCCUCUUCAUCAGUGACCACCUCCCUCUCCAGCCAGAGCCUCGGGGGCUUCUCUUCCUCCCUUACCUCCCCCAGCGAUCAGAGCUCACCCAACGCUUUCAUCCCCCUAGUGAACACCCGACGCUCCCUCCGCAAGACUGCACCCCGUCAAGGAUCGGAGCGCACCCCCAACUCAGCCGUGACGCGGGAGAUGGUGCUGGAAGGCACCGAGCUACUCCGAGCAGCAAUUUCUCGUAACUCGGAGCAGACGGGUAGCCACAGCGCCGUGCUGGAGGCCGGAAAGAACCUGUCCAAGUACUGCAUGAGCUACGUCGACUCCAUACAGCAGAUGAGGAACAAGUUUGCCUUCCGCGAGGCCAUCAACAAGCUUGAGACAAGCCUGCGUGAGCUGCAGAUCUGCCCCACCGCCACAGGGGGUGCCAAUGCACAGCAGGACUUCAGCAAGCUGCUGUCCUCUGUCAAAGAGAUCAGUGACAUUGUUCAGAGGUAGCGCCAUAAAAACUCAAACUACCAAGACAUUAAACUGACAUGAAUUGUGUCUCACACUACCCUUUUUUUUUCCUGAGCAUGCACAUGAAAUUGUGGUCCAUGCCGAGCUCAUGUUGGAGAUUUGAGGGUAAAACCGACAGUAGAGCAGCAGCUGAGUUUAUAUGACUGAACACUCUGAAACACUUAAGCCUGUGGUUAUUGUGGAUGGAAUCAAAGAAUUCUCUCUGUGGACGUUGAGACAGUUUGCAAUAUUGAAAAAAGCCUUAACCAUGAAUGAACGGUGUCUUUUAGCCUUAAUGAGAGGCUCUGGGCCAAUCCUUUUUCAACAUGACUUUUCACCAAUCAUUUUUGAAAAUGUCGUGUUUUUUGUACUCUAGUUUUCCCCUUUGUCCCCGUCACUAGUAAAAGAAAGCCCUGUUACUUUUGUUUCCAGUAUUGUUAUUAUUUGAGCUUUCAUUAAUGCCAAUGACAAUGAGCAUACACAAAACACUAAACCUCAUCUUGUUUUAGGAUGCCUUGAAAACACUUAAAUGACUCAUCUCUUUGAAAUUCUCCAUAAAAAAUUUGCAAUUCAGUGUUCAUAACCUGAUGCCUCUUUAGAACACGUCCCAACCUUUUCCAUUGCUUCUAUACCCAGUCAUCAUGUGAUGAAAACAGUGUUUGGUCUGUAUGAAUGCCUUUUUGCAGUAUUUGCAACCAUGUGCCAUAAAGUAAUAAUGGGAGCAAACAAAUGAGGCAGAAUGAGCCUUCACCUUUUUUGCUUCACUGUACAAUUUGGUAACAACUAGUGCCUUAAUGCUAUUGGCUGAAUUGUUCCAGAUGGUUAGGAAUAGUUGUUUGAUUGCCAUACCAAAAAACGGUCGUUUGGGACCAGGGUGCAAGGUCUGCAACUCAGUGGAUCUGACUGACUCUUCUUUUAUGUCGUCCUAAGUCUGGACUUUUUUUUUUAAAAUAGUUUUUCCUUCUACUUUUUCUACAUGCCAGUCACAAAAGCCAUCAGUAGCAGCCAGCCAGCCUACAGUAGCAGGCUGUUCUGUCUGUUAAGAGGGAUCACAGACAGAAGCAGCGUUUCCUCUACCACAGAACGGCCUUCUGGCCUGAGAGAAUUAACUCUGAUCAAGGGGUUUUGUCCUGUGGUUAAAAUGCUGUUUCUAAUGCAUUUCCACCCCAGAAAAAAAAUAAAUAUCCUGGGGGAAACACUGGACUGAAAUGUUUGUGGAUGUCACUUGCUGUCUUACAUAAAAAUGUAUAAAUGAGAAGCUGACCAUUUUAAACUAAAAACGCCCAUGAAAUUCCACUGUAACGUCAGAAGUUCUUUUAUGCUAGUCUAAAUCGACAUUUUCAGUGUUUGUGCUGUAGUCGUUUCACCCCAUGUGCCCCGUCUGACUGCGAUGCCUGAGGACACAAGUCAACCACAAGCUGGCUUGACUUCAGCACGGUACUGUCAGUGUUGGCUUUGUUUUUUAUAUAUAUAUAAAAAUCCUUCUCUUUUUACAACCAUACCACUACUCUACUUGUGUGUCUUAGCCUCCUCACCAAUUUUGUAAACAAACUAUGCCUUCUCUUGUAAAUACAAUUUUGUUUACCUAUUUGUUUCUCCCUCUAGCCUUGGUGCAAUUUUUUGUUGCAAUAAAAUACAAAGCAGUUCUGCUACUUGAAAUA
Labrus mixtus (cuckoo wrasse) is the source of this 5488-nucleotide messenger RNA. It is a transcript of the gene abl1, whose product is annotated as c-abl oncogene 1, non-receptor tyrosine kinase. The transcript is spliced from 11 exons. Bases 507 to 3827 code for a protein of 1106 amino acids. Gene Ontology annotation, molecular function: ATP binding; protein binding; non-membrane spanning protein tyrosine kinase activity. Gene Ontology annotation, biological process: regulation of apoptotic process; protein phosphorylation. The record is from RefSeq and is a predicted model, not a curated record. NCBI's taxonomy places the organism in Eukaryota, Metazoa, Chordata, Actinopteri, Labriformes, Labridae.